Vespula vulgaris is the source of this 6623-nucleotide messenger RNA. RefSeq names its product glutamate decarboxylase (gene Gad1). Gene Ontology annotation, molecular function: pyridoxal phosphate binding; carboxy-lyase activity. Bases 372 to 1991 code for a protein of 539 amino acids. The transcript is spliced from 11 exons. Gene Ontology annotation, cellular component: cytoplasm. The record is from RefSeq and is a predicted model, not a curated record. NCBI's taxonomy places the organism in Eukaryota, Metazoa, Arthropoda, Insecta, Hymenoptera, Vespidae. Gene Ontology annotation, biological process: carboxylic acid metabolic process.
GGCAUACUCGACGCAGGCCGAGUCAGGCCGAGGCUCGAGAGUCGUCCAGGAGUUUUCGACUCGAACCAGUCCCUUCGAAAACCACCCCGAAGUCCAUCGUCGUCGUCGUCGUCGUCGUCGUCGUCGUCAUCAUUGUCGUCGUCGUCGUCGUCGUCGUCAUAAUCGUCACACUCGUCGUCGUCGUCGUCGUCGUCGUCGUCGUCGUCGUCGUCGUCAUCGUCGUUUCUUGAAUCGUCAGCUCGAUUUCGUGCCACGAUUUCCUCCAAAGAAAUCCUUUUCGAAUUUCAUCGAUCGAACAUAACGAUUUAGAAAAGGACAGCCAAUUGACGGAGGAUACGUAAGGGACUGAAGCGAGGGACACAAGCAGAGACAUGGACAAUGUGCAAAUGAUCGGCACUAAAAUCACAGCAAUCAAGGAAUACUUAUAUAAUUUUGCAAGGACGCACUCACCCACAAGACUAAUGAGUAACGAAAAUACCUACUCCCUCUCCAGGGAAUACUGUAACCUCAAAUACUCGGACAUCCUGCCUCACAAUGCCGAAAGUUAUCCAGCGACGAAAGAGUUCUUGAUGAAGGUCGUGGACAUCCUAUUGGAUUACAUCAAAGCAACGAACGAUCGAAACGCUAAGGUCCUAGAUUUUCGUCAUCCAUCGGAAAUGAUUCGUUUGCUUGAUCUUGAGAUACCCGACACUGGUCUGACUUUGCAACAACUACUGAUCGACUGUUCGACGACAUUAAAGUAUCAAGUGAGAACGGGACAUCCACAUUUCUUCAAUCAACUGUCCUGCGGUCUUGACUUGGUGUCGAUGGCCGGCGAAUGGUUGACGGCGACGGCGAAUACAAACAUGUUCACUUACGAGAUCGCCCCGGUUUUCAUAUUAAUGGAAAAUGUUGUUCUACAAAAGAUGAGAGAAUUGAUCGGUUGGAAUUGCGGCGAUUCGAUCCUAGCACCUGGUGGAUCCAUCAGCAAUUUAUAUGCGUUCCUAGCAGCGAGACAUAAAAUGUUUCCCUCGUACAAAGAACGUGGUCUUUCUUCGAUAGGAGGUCAACUCGUUAUGUUUACGUCCGAUCAGUGCCAUUAUUCCGUGAAAUCGUGCGCUGCUGUUUGCGGUUUGGGUACCGACAAUUGCGUUAUGGUACCAAGCGACGAACGUGGUCGAAUAAUACCAUCGAAAUUGGAGGAACUUAUCCUAGAACGCAAGGCUAAAGGUCACAUACCAUUCUUCGUAAAUGCAACAGCAGGGACGACCGUGAUCGGUGCAUUCGAUUCAAUUCCAGAAAUAGCUGAUAUUUGCAAGAAAUACAAGCUUUGGCUUCACAUAGAUGCAGCUUGGGGCGGCGGUUUACUUCUAUCUCGAAAAUAUAGACAUCCAAGAUUGACUGGCAUCGAACGGGCUGACUCGGUAACGUGGAAUCCGCACAAAUUGAUGGGAACUUUACUUCAAUGUUCGACCAUACACUUCAAACAGGAUGGUCUAUUAAUUAGCUGUAAUCAAAUGUCAGCGGAAUACUUAUUCAUGACUGAUAAACUCUAUGAUGUACAAUAUGAUACCGGCGACAAAGUUAUUCAAUGCGGUCGUCACAAUGACAUUUUCAAACUCUGGCUACAAUGGCGAGCUAAAGGUACGGAAGGUUUUGAAAAACACAUGGACAGGUUAAUGGAACUAACAGAAUACAUGGUCAGACGAAUCAAACAAAUGCCAGACAGAUACUACUUGAUUCUCGAGCCUGAAAUGGUGAACGUAUGUUUCUGGUAUUUGCCAACGCGCGUUAGAAAUAUGCCGCAUGGACCGGAAAGAGAAAAGAUUUUGGGAGAAAUCUGCCCGAUCCUGAAAGGUCGUAUGAUGCAAGCUGGUACAUUGAUGGUUGGUUAUCAACCCGAUGAUAGGAGACCCAACUUCUUUAGAAAUAUCAUUUCGAGUGCUGCAGUGACAGAAGCUGACGUUGAUUUCUUAUUGGCUGAGAUGGAUCGACUGGGUCAUGAUCUCUAAGCUACCUGCCUAGAAUAAAAUCGAUCGAUCGAUCUUUCUCAUUUAUCUAUUCAUCCUAUCGAUACGAAUAAAACCGUGCGAGCGACGAUUGAUCUAAAUCGUUCAUUAUCGAGAAAACUAAAUUGACGAAUGAUGUUUAUCUAGACGUGUACAAAACUCGCGCGGUCAAAACUCAAAUUUGCAUAAUUCAUGGAAUGUUAUUGGUAAGAAACAUACGUUAAUACGGACGGAUGCAUGCGGCCUUAUUUUAUUCUAUUCUUUUCUUUUAUUUUUUCUUUUUUAUUUUUAUAGAAUAAUCAGCUAAAUUAUGAUCACUUUCGAUCAUUUUUAAAAAUCUAAUUUUAGUAUCAUUUUUGACAAAAAAAUGAUCUUUCUAUCGAGAAACUAUUCAUUGCGAUUAAAUUUUUUCUAUAUCGUUUUUUAUUUUAUUUAAAAAAAUUAAAUUAGAUAUUUUAUGUAUAUAUAUAUUGUUGUUAUUUAUUAAAAACGAAAUAAGUAAAUAUAUUAAGCUUUAAAUUCGAGCCUGAUGCACCGAACGAUUUCUUAAUCGUUCCUUAGGGCAAUAGGUAUUAACAUAAUUCGUUUAUAAGUGUUGACAUCAUUGUUUAAAUUAAGAAACUAAUAGCGUACGAAGAAAGAUUGCAAGUUGUUAACGCAAGUGUGAACGCAUGGGGAAACAAAAAAAUAAAUAAAAACAAUAACUAAAUGAAACGAAGAAAAAGAAAGAAAAAGAUAUAAAAAAGCAACAAACUGACGACGGUUAAAAGAUACUCAUAGUAUUUAAGAUAUUUAGUUCUGUAAGAGAAGUACACAGCAUAUCCAUGAAAAUAAUUACAAAAGAAAAAAAAAAGUAAAAAAUGUCAAGUUACAACAAAGUAGAUAUUUCCGGCCGUAUAAAAAGUUAAAUAAAAUAAAGAAAUGAAUAAAUAAAAAAUAUAUAUAUCAGAUUUUCACUUUACUCUCUAUCUCUUUCUUUCUAAACCACGUAUGUAAAUAAAUACAUACAUAUAUACAUACAUACAUACAUACAUACAAACAUACAUACAUAUAAAAAAAGGUAAUAGAAACAAAAGAUGGAAGUAUAUUAAUUGCAAGAAUUCAUUUAUGAUAGAUCAAAGCAAUAACAACGUCAAUAUAUAUGAAGAUGCACGUUCCAACUCUUCUAUUCGAUUCAUUUAUUAGAAUCUAUUAGAAAUGAAUGUUAAUUCUAAAUUCGUAAGAUCUAAACAUUCGAGAAAAAUCAAAAACGUACGAAUAAAAAUAUAAAAAAGAUGUAAACACACGAAUUGCGUUACGCUUGCACAUUUAAGCAAUUAGAAACUAGAAAUUAAUUUCAAUUAUAAAUUCGUCAAAUACCUAUAAAAAUAUCUGAGAAAAAAUAAAUAAAAAUGAUCUAAGCGUCAUAAUAUAAAUUGCGUUACGCUUGCACUUCAAUUAUUAUAUGCGUUGAAUCGUCGUUGUUGUUGUUAUUGUGUUGUACGAGUUACAACGAAUCGCAAAUGAGUAAAGUAAUUAAAUAAAUAACUAAUCAACUAACUAACUAUGCCUAUUAUAUAGAGAGAUAUCAGGAUUAAAAAAAAAAAAAGAAUUUACGAACGAAAUGCCACAAUGAUUAAAUAUUACAUAAAUAAAUACGUUUAUAACUCGUGGCUUCUUGCUUAGAGUAUAGUUAUCGAUGCUGUGCAUUAUUUUUGUUAUAUAAAUAUCGAUUACGAAGAGAAAAGAAUAUUGUUAUUUAUCGAAUCGUUUGCAGAAAAAAAAAUAUCGAAUAUGGAAUAUAUCCUGCAUUUAUUAUUAUAUUAUAUACUGACGUAAUUAUAUAAUAUUAUUGUUUACUGUUGAACAGUUCGAGCAAAACAAAGUGUAAUGAAUUAUAUAUAUAUAUAUAUAAAAAUAUAAAUGUCAAAACAUAUAUAUUAUAUAUAUAAACAAAUAUAUAUAUAAUAUAAUAUGUAUAUAUAUAUAUAUAUUUAGUGUUGAGACAAUUUUAAAAUACAAAACACAAACCCAUGAAAGUACAUGCUUUUCAAAUAUUCGCAUGAAUGGUUGUCAGAAGUUCGAUUGUUUAAACUUUUAAAGAUUGAUCAUUUAAUUUCUUUUGUUAUUGCAAAGUGAUUAUUAUUUAUAACAAAAAAAAAGAUUAUAUAUGUGUGUAAAUUUAUGACUUUAAAAUCUGAUAUAAUACAAAACUAAUUUCUUUGAAUUUUUAAUGUUAUCUUUCUUUUUUUUAACCAAAAAGAACAAUGAAAUAAAAUUUUAUUUUUUUUUUCAUUUUAUUAAACUUUCAUUUAUUGGACAACAGUUCAAAACGAAUAAUUCUACAGAUUUCGACUCACUCGCCAAUAUUGAGUAAUUCAAGACUAAAGAUAAGUGAAUUAAAAAAAAAAAAAAAGAACAAAGUAAAAAAUAAAUUAAAAAAAAAAGGAAAAAAGACAAAAAUUUACAAAAAAUAUCUAGAUGUAAUUAACGCGACAAAGAUAAUAAUAAAUAAAUAAAUAAAUAAAUAAAUAAAUAAAUAUAUGUAUUUAUGUAUAAUACACACACAGAGAGAAAGACACAUGAAAAUAUUCAAAGAUCGUUCUUUUCCGUGCAACGAUCUAUAGAUCUCAAUUAAAAUGAUAUCAUUACCCAUUACGUAGAUUAAAAUCGAGAAAAUUUUUUCUUUUUUUCCUUUUUUCUUUUUCGAUGCCAAGAAUGCUAGAAAUUCAUUGAUCGAUUCGACUCUAAAGUGUACCAUUAUUAUAUAAAUAUAUAUAUAUAUAUAAAUAUAUAUAUAUAUACCCAUACAGGGUGGGCCAAAAGCUUCUAGGAAGUUUCAAAAAUCAAUUACUCUUUUUUGAAAUCUUUUAGACUAAUUUUCUUUUCAACUGUUUUCUUUUUUUUCUUUACAUUGUGAAACUACAAACUCUUGGGAACUUUUAACCCACACUGUAUAAUAACUACGACUAUAGAACUAUGAUAUGCUAGUAAAUGGCAAAUUGUAUUUUUGAAGAUUCGAUAUCAACUGAUUAGAAAAGAGAAAUAUAGUAUAGAAAAAAAAAGAUAAAAAAUAAAAGAAUAAAAAUACAAACAAAUCCACCGAUACCUUGUAAAGAAUAAAAAGACGAAAAAAUAGAUAUGCAUCCACACGUAUAUACACACACAUGUAUGCACAUACACACACACACAUAGACACAUACAAGCAAUCAUAUAAUAGUUGUUGUUAAACUGUUCUUGUCCGUAAAUUUAUUCACCCGUUAUACAAUGCAACAUUCAGAAAAGAGUAAUUAAUGUGAAAAAACUGAUGGCUAUUAGAAAAACAAAUAAAUAAAUAAAUAAAUAAAUACAUAAAAAUAAAAUAAAGAAAAAAGAAUGAUAUAUUUAUAUGAAGAAGAGAAUAGACGAUUAAAUCCAAAAUAUUCAUUUUGUAAAUUUGCGUGAAUAGAUCGAGCGAUCGAAUGGCAUUAAAAAAAAUUCAUCUCGUUAAUCAAGAAGAAAAAUGAAAACAAAAGGAAAACUAAGAAAAAAGGGAAAGAAGAACUUUGUUCUAAUGAUGUUUUACAAUAACAAAAACGGUUGUACAUUAUCCUUGUGCCAAGUUUCUUGAAAAAAAAGAAAAACCGAUCAAUUAAUCAGUCAAUCAAUCAAUCAAUCAAUCAUAAAUUUACAUUAAUAAUAAAUAAAUCAUUUCGCAUUUACUACGAAGAAGGUAAUGGUGAAAAAUGCAAAAAAUAAAAAAAAAAAGAGAAAAAGAUUUAUCACGAUUAAUUACAAUUGGUUUUAUGCUUCUUCGUUGAUUUUUUGUUUCUUUAGAAAAUUUUAUUUCAACACUGUACAUCUUUAACUGAUUUAUUUCCGAUCUAUCUCGCACGCUAUGCACUUAUGCACUUAUGCACUUAUGCAUCUAUGCACCUAUGCACCUAUGCACCUAUGCACAAUGCACUCGCACGUUAUUAACACAAUCAUUUUUGCAUUUGUAAAAUCUGCAUCUAUUAAUAUUAAUAUUGAUAUCAAUAUCAAUAUAAUAAGUAUAUUAAGCGAUGUACUAAUAUAUCAAUAUACUUGUUAUUGUCUGAAGAAAAGAAAAAGAUAAAAAAUUGGAGAAAAAAAGAAAAGAAACAAAAAUAUGAAGAAAUUGGCACAAGUAUAACGACAAUGAUAAUGUCAAUUGCUUUUUCUCUCGAUUAAUCACUCUGUGUAUGAUUCUCAAGCUCAUUAUCGAGUUAAUUAUCGAUUCAACGUUAUAUAUAAGUCGAUAAAACGAAAUUAACAGCAAAAUCACACGUCUUCCAAAAUACAGAGAAUAAUCGAUUAGACACUUUAUAGUAGGAGAAAAUCUUUGUAAUCAUUCAAAGAUCAAAAUCUCCUCGUCUAAUUGUAUAUGUAAACGCAAAAUCUCGCUAACGAAGUGUACGAAGUAAAACGGGAAAGAAAGAUAAAAAAAAAAGAAAAAGAAAAAAAAAGAAAGAAAAAGAUAACAUACUCGAGAUAAAUUCGAUGAAUGUAAAUUAUGUGAAACGAUGUUUUGUGCUGUGCACGUCGUAAUCACUACUGUAUUACAGAUAUCACCUAGCCAACCUAAUCGCCCUAAUUAUCCACUGUAUAUCAAUGUCUAAUAAACUGCUGUUAUCUCUCAAAUUGUCAAUACAGAAA